Pristis pectinata (smalltooth sawfish) is the source of this 5457-nucleotide messenger RNA. Its product is annotated as N-acetyllactosaminide beta-1,3-N-acetylglucosaminyltransferase 2-like. Gene Ontology annotation, cellular component: membrane. NCBI's taxonomy places the organism in Eukaryota, Metazoa, Chordata, Chondrichthyes, Rhinopristiformes, Pristidae. The transcript is spliced from 3 exons. Gene Ontology annotation, molecular function: protein N-acetylglucosaminyltransferase activity. The record is from RefSeq and is a predicted model, not a curated record. The coding region runs from base 501 to 1715 and encodes 404 amino acids.
CCCGUGUCCUGUCUGACACCUGAAUUGUGUGUGAGUGCCAGAGGCGGCGGGACGGUCGGGUUGCGAGGAGGGAGAGUGAGUGGGAGCCGAGCGGAGGGUUCACUGGCGAUGGGACCUCGGUGAUCGGGACGGCAGCAGGCGGCGUGUGUGCUCGGUCCGGCUCCCUCACGGCGGUCCCAGGCUCGGGCGCGGCGGGAUACGGAGCCGUGUGAAGGGUCGGGGCGGGAUCCGGCCGGAGCCGCCACCCUUCCUGCACCAUCCCUCGGCUCGGUGCUCAGAGGAAUGAGGAGGAGCAUGUGCUGGGAGAGGAAAUGCCUUCCACCACCCAUCCCUUCCCUUCUCCCCACAGCCAAGUCUUACCCUGAGAUGGAACCCAAGCCAUUCCCUUUCAUUACUACCAUGAGCCUUGGGACUACUCAUGAAUUUCUACCUGAAGAACAUUGCACAAUGCAGAUAGUUCAGCUAAUUAGCCACAUCAAGCUUGGGGCGCAGGUGGGGAAAUGAAAAUUUCCUGGUUACAGAUUGGAGUGCUGGCUUUGACGGGAUUUGGAUUUCUGAACUUUUUCCUGAACUGGAAUCUUAAGUUCCUGCCUCAAAUUCUAGGACACAGAGCUAAUGGCCACAACUCUUCCCAAAAUGCUUCCCUUCCCAAAGGCCAAACGUCCAUCUCUCUGCUGAGCAUUUCCUCUGCGUUUAAGAACUUCAUUCCCAUGAAGAAGAGUUUCUGGAACCAAAAGCAGCAUCAGAUGUUCCAGGAGUUGGACAAGUUGCGUCUCCAAGGCGCCACCGUGUACGUCCCACCGCAGACAUGCAACUUGACCGGGUUGGAGACUGAGAUUCCUGACAUACAUUCUUACUCUGAGACACACAGGGACUUUGUGCGUUACAUCAACUGCAGGGACCACCUGCAGAAGAUCAACCACUCGGACAAGUGCAGCGAUGGGGUCUUCCUGCUGCUUGCGGUCAAAUCCACUGCGGCUAACUUUGAGAGGAGGCAGGCCAUCCGCGAGACUUGGGGCAAGGAGUUGACCUUGGAGGAUAUCCGGGUCCGCACUGUCUUCCUCGUGGGCUCAGCUUUCAACUUGGGUCAGGGGCCUGACCUACAGAGGCUGCUGAACUCUGAGGACCACUUGUACGGGGAUAUCCUCCAGUGGGAGUUCAAGGACUCUCUGUUUAACCUCACCCUGAAGGACUACCUGUUUCUCAAAUGGGCCACUGCCCACUGUCCAUCUGCCCAGUACAUAUUCAAGGGGGACGACGAUAUCUUUCUUAACACCCCUGUCAUUCUGGAGUACCUCCAGUCACUGGAUAAAAACCAAAGCAAGCAACUCUAUGUUGGACAGACCAUUAGAGAAGCCACCCCAUUGCGAGAUGCAAAAAGUAAAUACAGUAUUCCCAUGUCGUUCUACGAUGGAGCCUACCCACCUUAUGCCGGGGGUGGUGGGUUCCUCUAUUCAGGCAGCUUGGUCGGGUCACUCUACGCAGUCUCGCACUACAUUCCGUUCUACCCCAUUGAUGAUGUCUUCACCGGAAUGUGCUUCAGCGCGCUGGGCAUUAGCCCGCUGCAUCACCAGGGCUUCCAGACCUUUGACAUCGAGGCGAAGCACCGCAACGACCCUUGCGCCCACCGCAGGCUGAUCCUCGUCCACCAGCGGAGCCCUCUCCAAACCAUGCAGCUCUGGAAGGCUCUGCACAGCCCUGAGCUCCAGUGCUAGAACCCACCCCUCCCCACUCCCCUCUGGAGUGGGGCGCUGGCAACUGUAGUGCUCACUGACUGGCAACGGAGCCUUGAGGUCGCUCAACAUACGACCAUGACAGGAGGAGGAAGGUUGUGAGAGGCAUGGUGCCAACAAAGUGAGGGUGUUAACUGGGGAGCUGGGCGGAGGCUGAGAUGAGGGCAGGCGGGUGUGUAAGUGUAAACGAAUCUCUAAAGACUUCCAGUUCUGAUACAGGGUCAUCAUCCAGAGAUGUUCACUGUUUCUCUCUCCAUGGAUGCUGCCUGACCUGCUGAACAUCUUCAGCAGUAAACAAAGCACCCACUUCCUUCAACCACCUGAACUUCAGCACUUGCAGCGGAUCAGAAGGGGCGACGGAGUGGGCAGAUCCUCUGCCUCGCAGCUCCAGCGACCCGGGUUCGGCGCUGACCUCAGAUGCUGCCUGUGUGGUCCAUGGGUUAAUUGGCCGCUGUAAAUUGCCGCCUAAUGUGUGUGUGGGUGGGUGGGUGGUGGAACCUAGGGGGAGUUGAUGGGGCUCUGGAGAGAAUAAAGCGGGGUUAGUGUAGGAUCGGGACCUGAUGACUAGUGCAGAAGGGCCUGUUUCCAUGCUGUAUGACUCUAAGGUGGGGCUCCAGUGGUUUCCAGCACCCAUCCGCCUUCCUCUCUGACCUCUAGGCUGGGCAGUGGGACCAAGUCCGCAGUACCCAAACCACAGGCGCUCACUCCAUUGUGAGUCAGGGCUACAAAUGGCUGGGGGGGGGGUGUGAGGGGGGUGACUGGGGGCGCGGGGAUGAUGAUAUUUGGAUGGGCAUUGUGCAGGAGCCAGAGAAAACAGGGCAGGGCACUAGCAGAGAGCUGUGGAGUUUGUGGUGAUGCUUAGCAGCUUGAAGGACGUCCAUCCUGCUGUGUUGAGAGUAGUGCCACAGUGCAUGCCUACUAAGGUUUUCUCUCAGUAUUUAAUGUUCUUAUUGUCAAGAUGUUGCUGAAUAGAUUAAUUCUUUGACAAAUGGCUGUGUAUUUUUUUUAUUAUCCAAUCACUCUGCCAUCCAGUUACCUGGGUGAGGCUAGGUCUCAUUCCAUUCACUCCCACUGCACUAAAUCCGAAUGGACCGGCCUGUUCCCACCCACUCCCACUGCAGAAAUUCCCAUCGCCCUCCAUUCUGUAUCUUGACGCGUUUGUAUUAAUUGGAGGCAACACGGCGAUUCGCACAACAACCGAGAGAGGGGGAUCCGAUGUUGGCCAGCACACAAUGAUAAAACCCCGGUGUCUCAGAAGAUUGUGGGUUCAAAUCCCACUCUAAAUGCUCGAGCACGAGCUUGGAUUCCUGUGCAGAGUUGCCACCAGAUGGGAAGUUUGGAAUACAUUCCAUUAUUGCCAUUCAGGAUUUAGUGUUUGUUAUUUGGCUUUCUCUUCAGAGUGGGAGGGGGCAGGUUGGUAGACAACCUUAUUCUUGUGGACGUUGAGCGUAAACCCCCCCAUCCUCUUGUUUACUUCAGUGAAUGAGUUGUUAAUGUCUCUGAGCUCUGCGUCAGUUGUAAGUGGUUUAUUAUUGUCCCGUCUACUGCAACGCAGUGAAAAGCCUUUUGCGUCCAUCCAGAGAGAUCAUUCUGUAUGUAAGUACAUUGGGGUAGUACAAAAGGGAAACAGUGCAGAAUAUAGUGUUACAGUUGCAGAGAGAGUGCAGUGCAGACAGACAAAUAAGGUGCAAGGAAAUACUUGCACAUCUUCCAAUCCAGUACGCUGAAUUCAGUGUUCACACGGUGGCCUCCUCUACACUGGAGAAAACAAACACAGAUUGGGCUAUCGCUUCGCAGGGAAGCUGUAUUCAGUCCACAGGAGUGACCCAGAUCUUCUGUUUCCCUGCUGUGUUAACUCCCCAUCCCUCUCCCACUCUGAUCUCCCUGUGACCACCUGCACUGUUACAUUGAGGCCCUACGCAAGUUCAAGGGAUAGCAACAUCUCAUCUGUCUGGGCAUGUUACAAACUUCAGGACUCUGUUGAAUUCUCCAACUUUAGAUAAAUCGCUGUUUUGGUUUGUUUCAGGAUUGGCCACUUUGCCUGCCAUCCCUCCCUUUCACUUUCAGUUGACCUGUUCCAGCAGGCCUGACUACACAACAUUAGCAACAAGCACCCCAUUGUUUCACCUUACCAGAGACAGUCCUGUUAUUCUCCUCCGCUGCCGAAAUUAACCUGUUUCUCCUGUUCUCAGUUCUGAUGAAAGGCCUCAGACUUGAAGCCUUAACUAAUUCCCUUUGCAUAGACACUGCCGGAACUGCUGAGAUUUUCUAGAAUUUCCUGUUUUGAUGAAGGGUUCCCAACCUGAAAUAUUAACUCUGUUUCUCUCUCCAUGGAUGCUGCCCUGACCAACUGUGUUCCCAGCAUUUUUUUGUUGUUUUUAUUUCAAGGUCGAGUCUAUUUACAUUUAUUCCAGACUCGAUAUCAAAUUCUCCGACUCCAGGUAACUUGGCUUCUCUGUCUGUACCAGAACCAGCCACCUCUGCUGGAGCUCUCACCCAUCUGUGAUGUUGGUCUGGUUUUCUCUCUCCAUUAGUACUGCCUGACCUGUCAGGCAUGUACCACAUCUGGCUACUAGUAACGCACAUGCUUGGUUUGUGUUAUCGCCAGCUGACUGACCCACCCCAUCCCCAUUUGACCAGACAAAGGGAUGGCACAGCAGGUAGAGCCGCUGCCUCACAGUGCCAGAGACCCAGGUUCAAUCCUGACCCCCGGUGGUGUCUGUGUGGAGUUUUCACGUUCUCCCUGUGACUGCAUGGGUUUCCUCUGGGUGCUCCAGUUUUCUCCCACAUCCCAAAGACAUAUACAGGUUGAUAGGCUAAUUGACUGCUGUAAUUUGCCCCUAAUGUGUGGGUGAGGGGUAGAAUCUGGGGGGAGCUGAUGGGACUGGGGGGAGAAUAAAAAGGAAUUAGUGUAAAUGGAUGAUUGGUGGUUGGUACGGACUCAAUGGGCCGAAGGGUCUGUUUCCGUGUUGUAUCUCUCUCAUACACUUCGUACAACUCAUCCUCAGGGCAACUGCGGUCUCACUCAAUUACAGAUAUCUCCUUUAUCCUAGUCAUUCAUCCUGCCAACUUAAAACUAGCUCUAUUUUUUAAAAAAAUCUCUUCCCCAAUUCUGACGCAAGGCCUUUGACUCGAAAGGUUGAUUCUUUCUCUUUCCACAGAUUUGAGUUUCCAGCAUUUUCUGUUUUUUUACCUCCAGGUUUUCAGCAUCUGCAGUUGUUUUGAUUUUUCAGUUUAAGUUCAUCUCUCUUCAAUAUUUUGUCAGACUUCCCGCAAGGUGAUGUUGCAGCUCCUUAGACCUCUGGUUAGACCAUACUUGGAGUAUUGUGUUCAGUUCUGGUCGCCUCAUUAUAGGAAGGAUGUGGAAGCUUUAGAGAGGGUGCAGAGGAGAUUUACCAGGAUGUUGCCUGAAUUGGAGAGCAUGUCUUAUGAGGAUAGAUUGAGUAAGCUAGGGCUUUUCUCUUUGGAGAGGAGGAUGAGAGGUGACUUGAUAGAGGUGUACAAGAUGAUAAGAGGCAUAGAUUGAGUGGACAGUCAGAGACUUUUUCCCAGGGCAACAAUGGCUAACACAAAGGGGCAUAAUUUUAAGGUGAUUGGAGGAAGGUAUAAGGAGGAUGUCGGGUAAGACAGAGAGAGUGGUGGGUGCCUGGAACGCACUGCCUGCAGAGGUUGUGGGGGCAGAUACAUUAAGGACAUUUAAGAGACUCUGAGAUGGACACAUGAA